GUGAGGCGGCGGUUGCGAAGCCGCUUGAGAACCCCAUGGUUUUCCCCUUCUUUCAGGAGUGGAGUAAUUGUCACGACUCAAAAAAACGGAUCACCAGAAUCUGACACUCUCCUAACUGUAUGUAACUGUACCACAUAGCAUAAGUUAGCCAUAGUGCAAACUUUUAAGAGGGGGUUGUCUCCACAUGAUGAGGGCAGCAAGAACAGGAUGUAUGCUAGGCUAUAUGUAUUCAUGGAUGGUCACUAGGGAAGUUAUCAAAACACUCUAGCAGUCAUUAAAUGGAGGCAGAGAGCAGCAUUUACACUUUGUGAACUUGGACAAAAUGCCAGGUAUGUAUUGAGGUAAGUUAUAUAGUUUAAGAUGUAAAGAGUUUUUAUAUACAGAGUUUCUAUUCCAGGCAUGCACUCAUAGUUGAAAUACAAUGUUUUAGGUUAAUCCUAGAAAAAUAAGGGGUAUUUAGUUUAUUGUCUGUAUUCCAGAGUGUUUUAUUGAGUAGUUUUUUAAAAAAAUGAAAUGAAGAUGAGCUGGAGCAUGCACAGUUGCUUGAUUAGCAUAUUCUUAAAAUCUCUUAGACACACUGCACAAGAUCAUAAUAUGCUCUUUGGAUACAUUGAUCUGGUUUGGAGGCAAUGUAGUUUAGCUGUUAAACCAGGCAUCCCCAAACUUCGGCCCUCCAGAUGUUUUGGACUACAAUUCCCAUCAUCCCUGACCACUGGUCCUGUUAGCUAGGGAUCAUGGGAGUUGUAGGCCAAAACAUCUGGAGGGCCGCAGUUUGGGGAUGCCUGUGUUAAACCUUAGCAUGGGGUGGGAGCUUUCAUUCCUCCAGACAUUGCUGAAUUACAACUCCCAACGGCCCCAGUAAAAACGGCCAGGGAUUAUAGGAGUUAUAGUUCAGCUACAUCUGAAGGGAUAGAGGUUCCCCACAGCUGCUUUUGCAUCAUGAGAAUAAGCAGCAGUGAGCCUGAGACUUGCAUGCUCCCCUGCCUUCUCGUCUAGGAAUUUGGAAGCUUCUGCAGCUUGAUUUGUCAUCUGAACUAACAAACUCUGGAGAAUUUCAACUAUGGCUUGUUCAGAAUUAGUCAACUUCAAACCAUGGAGGUGACUUGUUAAAACAAACCAUAUUUAAACAAUCACAGUUAAGUGACACAUAUAACAUUUUUUUUAAAGCCACAGUUUCCAGACUCCCUUUAAACUUGUUUUAAAUUCCUUUGUACAUUGGCCAGAUGGCUACGUGAUCAAGUGGGCUUCAAAGCAGUUGCAUGUUCCUACCCAAGAGAGCUACACGUCCUGGUUUUUUUAAAUAUAAAAAAACUUGGGUCCAAGGAACAGUUGUUAUUUCCGGUCUACUUAUUCACAGGUCCUUUUUCCAUUGUAUUGAAUGCCCUUUCCCAGUUAUCGGAGAAGAACCAUGAAGAGCCGCUCCACAACUCCCCCUUUGCACGUCCAUGUGGAUGAAAAUACCCCUGUCCAUGUCCAUAUUAAAAAGGGUCAGAAAACACCACCACCUGCAAAAUCCCAGCAAAAGCACAAGCAGAAAAUGAAAGGGGAUACCGUGAAUGUGCGCCGCAGUGUCCGAGUAAAAACCAAAGUCCCCUGGAUGCCCCCAGGCAAAACAUCUUGCCGAGAUUCAUCAUACAAGUGGGAGGGACCAACCCAUCGCCUGGAAAUAACUCCUCCAGAUUCAGAUAAGUUACUGUCAGUGCUCCGCUUGAGUGAUCUUUCAACAGACGAGGAGGACGCCAUUCACUGCAAAAUGGACAAGUACGAGAAGAAGAUAGGGAGCUUAAUGAACGUGGUGGGCACCUUGAAGAAUGAGAUGUGUCCUCAGAUAUGUCCUCAGAUCAAAAUGCCAAAGCGGGAUGAUGGGCGAUGUGUGGCUAAGCGUCUCCUUGAAGAGCAAAAGGAAGAGCUGGAUGAGGUCACUCAGGAACUGGUGGAGACAGAGCAUGAGAACACUGUUCUCCGGCGCAAUAUUGAACGUAUGAAGGAGGAGAAAGACCUUAGCAUACUUCAGAAACGGCACUUGAUGCACGAGAAGGAAUGCUUGAUGUCCAAGCUAGUGGAGGCUGAGCUAGAUGGAGCAGCUGCUGCCAAACAGAUCAAGGCCCUGAAGGACGCUAUCAGCAAACUAAAAUCUGAGAAGAACAUGACAGUCUCGGACAUCAACACACUUACCAGGCAAAAAGAACUGCUGUUGCAGAAGUUAAGUACUUUUGAGGAAACCAACCGUACACUCCGAGACCUGCUUAGAGAGCAACAUGGUCGAGAGAAAGACUCUCAGAAGCUGGCUGAGCAGCAGGCGGCACUAAUGAAAAGGCUUACUGAAGCUGAUGCCGAAAAAGCGCAAUUGGUAAAAAAACUGCAAGAGAAAGAAAAAGAAGUUGAUGAUCUAAUUGUUCAGAUACAGACAGAAAAGGAUCAAGCAAAGACCGCAUCUGAACUCUCCAAAUCCAUGGAAGCCGUGAGGGGCCACAUGCAGGCACAGCUGCGCAAUAAAGAAGCGGAGAAUAACCGCCUGCAGAUCCAGAUCCGGAAUCUGGAGCGUGUUGCAUCUCAACACAAGGCAGAAGUGGAAAAUAUCAUGGAACAGAUGAAAGAGCUGAAGAUGAAGACUGAGCGUGACAAGGAAGCCCUGAAGAAUGCAAUCAAGGCACAGAAAGAUCGAGCGGAGCGCAGUGAGGAGUAUGCUGAUCAACUGAACGCCCAGCUGGCAGAAAAGGACAACUAUGUUGCUGAGGCGUUGUCCACCUUGGAAUCAUGGAGAAGCCGCUACAACCAGGUGGUGAAAGACAAAAGUGAUCUGGAAGUUGAGAUUGUGAUGCUGAACAGCCGUAUUUCAGACUUGGUGGAACAGCAAAACACUAUGGAAGACAAGAUGCGGGAGGACAGAGAUGCCAUGGUGGACAAACUGCACCGGCAGGUCACAGAAAGUACCUCAUUCAAAAUGGAGAAUGAGAGGUUGAAGAAUAGCAUACUCCCAGUGGAAGAAAAACUGAAUAAAGCUCAACAGGAAAUAGCAAUGCUCAAAGCAUCCCUCAAGAACUACGAAGGGACAAUUGAAAGUUACAAGAACCAGGUGGUGAAAACGCGAAUGGAAGCUGAUGAUGUGACUGUGAAACUGGAGCUUUGUGAAAAAGAGAACAAAUCACUGAAGGAAGAAAUGACCAAGGAGAUUGAAAAUGCUCGUAAGCAGUUCCAGAGUCAGGUUGCUGAGCUAGAAAAGCUUCCCGAGAUCCUGAAGAUCACAGAGUCUAAACUGGCUGAGUGCCAGGAACAGCUAAAGGGUUACGAGAAGAAAAAUAUGGAGCUGUCAACCAUGAUCACAGACCUCCGUCAGCGGAUUGAGCUUCAGGGAGACAAGAUGGAGAUGAUGAGAGAGAGGUAUCAGUCUGCCCAAGAAGAGAACAAGCAGCUGAUCCUCAAGCUUGAAGAGCUGGAGAGGAAGCUUGAAGCAGCAAGCGGUCAGAAUAUAGAAUUCAUCCAGGUCAUAGCGAAAAGGGAGGAGUCGAUCCAUCAGGCCCAGCUGCGACUAGAGGAGAAGACCCGGGAAUGUGGCUCCUUGGCACGCCAGCUGGAGAUAGCCAUAGGUGAUGCCAAGAGGCAGGUGGAACAAACAAGGGAGCGAGCAGCAGCAAGGGAGAGAACAGCUCAGUCGAAGAUGCUGGAUUUGGAAACUCAACUGAGCAGGACAAAGACGGAACUGAAUCAACUGCGGCGGAGCAAAGAUGAUGCAGAGUGUCGGUAUGAAAGCCGCCUCCACGACCUGAAGGAUCGUCUUGAACAGUCUGAGAGCACCAACCGAAGCAUGCAAAGCUACGUCCAGCUCCUCAAGUCCUCUUAUGCCAAUGUCUUUGGAGACAGUGCCUUAUCAACCUCCCCGAUUCGUCCUCGAUCUCCACUGUGAUCAAACCUUGUCCCUUAACAUCCAAUACCCUCUUGCUACAGGCUCAGCUGGGUGGACCUAUUUCAAAGCCAUAUCUGAUUUUGGAACUUACAUAGCUCAGGAUCUUCAUCGUAUUGUUGGCGUGGGAGAUUCAUCCUGCCUUUGUGUCAGUGAGAUGGUGGCAUUAAGGGCUGCAUUGGGUAUCAUAAGCCAUGUUAAAGCCGGCCAACAAGGGGCACAUUUACCACCCCUUCUGUCUUUUAGUGCCUUACAGAGGUUACAUGUUUUGAAAGUAACCUGCAGUGUUUUAAUCAUCUUUUAAUUUUAUUAAUGUUUUAUGUAUGAUUUUCUCACUAUGCCAUGAGUUUCAAAUAUCAUGUUUGUUGAAUGCAGAACAAAAUAUUUAGAUUUUUUUAAAAAUAAUAAUAAAAAUUUUGAUCUGAAAAAUUGUGAACCCAUUAAAGGUUGUGUCUGCUAACAGCAUGCCUUGGACCAGACACAGCUGGUGUGGAAACCAUUCCUUUUUCUUUUAAUUGCAUUAUUGCAGUUUUUCUAGGGGUGAGUAUCAGUUUAAAGGUGUGAUUUCAGUAAUUGUGUAUGUGAAGGAGAAAAGCAUCUGCCCUGCUUUUUAAAGAAAUGUGUUUCAUACUAUCUGUACUCUUGUAAAGGUUCCUGGGAUCCAUUUUUCCAAAGCUGCAUAUCUCUGAUCAUUUGUGAUUUUCAUGUGUGACUUUUGUGUUGAGCAGUAAUGUUUUGUUUGUGAAAUAUCCCCUGAUUUUUUGUUUUCAA
Molecule: messenger RNA, 4672 nt
Organism: Zootoca vivipara (common lizard)
Lineage: Eukaryota; Metazoa; Chordata; Lepidosauria; Squamata; Lacertidae
Source: RefSeq, a predicted model, not a curated record